Messenger RNA from Cheilinus undulatus (humphead wrasse), 5190 nucleotides. RefSeq names its product LEM domain containing 3 (gene lemd3). Gene Ontology annotation, molecular function: chromatin DNA binding. The coding region runs from base 18 to 2492 and encodes 824 amino acids. Gene Ontology annotation, cellular component: nuclear inner membrane. Gene Ontology annotation, biological process: nuclear envelope organization; negative regulation of BMP signaling pathway. NCBI's taxonomy places the organism in Eukaryota, Metazoa, Chordata, Actinopteri, Labriformes, Labridae. The record is from RefSeq and is a predicted model, not a curated record. The transcript is spliced from 15 exons.
UCUCCGUCUUUAACAAGAUGGCGGCUGCGCAGUUAACGGACGAGGAGCUUUUCUCUGAGUUAAAGCGGCUCGGCUUCACCCCGGGCCCGGUGACCGAAAACACACGCCCGGUGUACCUCAAGAAACUAAAGAAGCUUCGAGAAGAGCAGCAGCAGCGGGGCCCCAGGCCCUCGAAGCCCAACAAGGCCCGCAGCAGCCCCGCCAUCAGCGGCUCCUCCGGCGGCGGCGCGGCGGGAUCCAGGCCAGCCAGCCGUGACGUCACGCACCUGGGCUCCAACAGGAGACCCGGCCGGAAGUCCACCGUGCUCGGCUUCAGCUCCGACGAGUCUGACGCUGAAGCUCCACCGAAGAGGAGAGGCCUGAACCCCGCCAACACUCACCACAACCCGGGCUCUCUGAGCUGGAGGCUCCGCGGGACAUCAGGGCCUGGCCCCGGGGAUAGAGAGGACAACAGAGAAGAGGAGUCAGCAGAGGAAGAGGAGGAGCAGGACAGCCCAGAGCGGACCAAGAAGUGUCGGUCAGUGAACGGCUGUGGAGCCCACGGUAACCAACUGACCAGCGGAGCAGGGGCGGAGUACUCCGACUCUGAAGAGGAGGACUCAGGACAGGGGGAGAGGAGCAGGGAGCUGGAGCCCAGACGGAGCCUCCUACGAGCAGGCAGAGGGAGUGAGAGUGUGGGGGAUAACAGGGAAGAGAGGGAGUACCGGGAGUUAGGGAGGGAGAACAGGGAGGAGAGGAAGAACAUGGUGGGGGGAGACCGGCGCGAGGAGGGGGACUCAGACUCACCUGGACCCUUCAGGACGCACAUCCUCCCCAGGAAGUCCAUCUACUUGUCCAUAAACCGUAACCACGGUGAGAACCAUCAGGUUAGCGGAGAGUCUGGAGGUUUGGGCCGCUUCACCACGGGACUCAGACCACGCUUCACCUCCUACAGCCCAAACACCUCCACCUGCCGUGGGAACCACUCCAACCACAGCCCCGCCCCCUUACGGCCAUACAGCUUACAUAGCUCUGCCUCCUCGCGGCCCUACAGUACCCACAGCCCGUCUCACAAACACACCCCGCCCCCUGGGACCGAGGACGAGCUGCUGCAGCAGUUCAAACGUGAGGAAGUGACAUCAUCGCGGUGUUUGAGCGCCCACUACUUGUCCAUGAUCCUCCUGACCGCCGCCUGCCUCUUCUUCCUCCUACUGGGACUCAUGUACCUGAGGAUGAGGGGCGGAGCCUCAGAGGAGACACACAUAAAGAGUCACCCGUUUGGCAGCGAGUUUGAAAAUUAUAACGAGACGGAGAAAGACCUGAUCCUGAACCUGCUGCUCAACCUCCACGACCACCUGGCUCAUAUCGCAGGUCAACAUGACUGUGGAGACACGCAGCAUCAGAACCGGAGUCUGAGCCUCAAACAGGCCUCCGACUAUUUAAAGGCUCAGAAUGCAGACUUUGAGCGUUUUGUUCUGGUCUCCCUGGAGUGGAUCAUCAGGACGGGAAAGGAUGUGGGAAUCAGGCUAAUGGGGCAGACAGCUGAUCAAGCCAUCACUGACAUCUCUGAGAUCGCUCUUCUCGAGUCCACACAUCCUAGAAUGCCAUUCAGCUGUCGUUUCCGCAGAGCCUUCAUCAUCGUCAUCAGCAGAGUCCUGGUCAUCGCAGCAGUGGUGGGCUGUGUGUGGAGUGUGGUGUGUUACAUGAAGUAUCGCUGGAGGAGAGAGGAAGAGGAGACUAGACAGAUGUACGACAUGGUGGAGAGGAUCAUAGAUGUGUUGAGGAGUCACAGUGAGGCAUGUCAGGAGAACCAUGACCUACAGCCCUACCUGCCCAUCCCUCACGUCAGAGACUCCUUGGUCCAACCCCAGGACAGGAAGAAGCUGAGGAAGGUGUGGGCACGUGCAGAGAGUUUCGUAUCAGGCAAUGAGUCCAGGAUCAGGACUGAGAAUCAGAGGAUCGGCGGGGCAGACUUCCAAGUGUGGCGGUGGAUCCAGCCGUCACUCAGCUGUGAUAAAAUGUCCUCACUACCCUCCAAACAGUGGCAGGGCAAAGCGUUCCCUUUGGACCGCAGGAACUCGCCGCCCAACAGCCUGACACCGUGUCUGAAGAUCAGGAACAUGUUCGACCCCGUCAUGGAGGUGGGGGAGAACUGGGACCUGGCGAUCCGCGAGGCCAUCCUGGAAAAAUGCAACGACAACGACGGCAUCGUCCACAUCGCCGUUGACAAGAACUCACGAGAGGGCUGUGUCUAUGUGAAGUGUCUGUCCGCAGAGCAUUCUGGGAAAGCCUUCAAAGCUCUACAUGGCUCCUGGUUUGAUGGUAAGCUGGUCACGGUGAAGUACCUGCGUCUGGACCGCUAUCAUCAACGCUUCCCUCAGGCUCAGAGCUGUAACACGCCACUGAAGGCCUCCGGCCCCUCAAGCUCCACCCACAACAUGCUGAGCAGCAGCACAGAGAGCCGGCUGAUUCACAGAACACCAUCUUCGACAUCAUCAUCAUCGUCAUCCUGAUGGAACAGGUGGCGAUGGCGGUUUCAUCAGGAAUUUCACAGAUCAGAGAUGACCACGGUGCUCUGCCCACAUCACUACCACAGCCUGUGCUCCUCCUAUCACCUUUAUUAUUACUUAUUGAUUAUUUAGUGAAGGAGGAGUGACAGUCGUCAUGGUAACAGAAGAUGAACACUAAAACCUGUUUGUUACCACGGCAACUAAUGCAGAAGUCUGAGACUCAGUAGAACAACGGCACAUUGUCUGAUUGGCCAAAUAUGUUGGCAACAUUGUAGUGAGGGAAACUGCACAGUUUCUCCCUUCUGUAUAAAAGUUGCCAACAGAUUUAGUCAACUAAGGUCUCACUCACACUCAGGCUGGUUGGUCGUACCGUCUUGAGCUUGUUUGGCCCUGAACCCCCUGUCCAAAACAUGGUGACCCAGCGGUGAUUGGUCAUCACGCCGUAGUACGACACAGGGUUGGUCCUGUUUACAGGAUGAGUCAGCACAGUGUAGAGCAUUGGUUCUCAAAGGUGUGGUGAGGCACACAGGUGAGCCUUGAGGUAAAACCAGGUGUGCUGUGGGAAUUAGUAGAACCGCACAAUACAACUAAACAAUAAAUGAAGAUUUAACAGGUAUUCAGCAGGCUAUUUGGCAGGGAUGAAUAUGGUGAGCCUUGAGAUUAUGAUUCUAUCUCAGUUCUGCCUUAGGCAAAGAAGAUUGAAAACCACUGGUUUAGAAAGACCCGGCAUGACUGAGCAUUUCUGACUCAUUAACUCUUUCUGCACAAAAGCUCCUGGAUUUCUUUAUUUAAGUCGUGACCACGUUGAGUGCUCGUGUUUAAUCCCAGUGCUUCCAUCAGGACCAGGGGCGAGGGCGAGGCUCUCAUACGGGUCAGACAGACUGGACUUUAGGGUCUUGGUUGUCAAAUAGAGGGUCGAGACCCAAAAGUGGGUUAAGGUUGGGGUUAGUGUGCUUGAUUGAACUAUGUGUCCGAAAGUCUCUGAUGUGAUUUUACUCUGAAGGUCGUGUCUAUAUCUCUUUGUUCUGUCCCAUUUCAGUCAGAAUUGCUCCUUCUGUAGUUUUGGUUACAAUCAAAAAAAUUUAAGAAAUCAGGGACCAAGACCAGCAGAGUACUGCUGGUUUAGGGGCCAAACGUGUUCAGGUACGAUCACUGAGUGUGGGUAUGCCAUCAGACCAGGUUCUUCCUGUUCAGUUUUUAAAGUUUUGGUACUUUUUGAUACUACUCAUUAAAUACCAAAAUAAACCAUGAACCAUUAUAACAGCAGAGACUGUUUAUGAACAUGUUUAAGAGCAGGAACUUUAAAAAUGUUUCUGAGAUUAGACGCCGUGGUUCCAGUGACUUUCUAUCAGAUAAACUCUAUGACAAACAUCUUUAUAAUGUUCUCAUUGUUUUAUUAUUACCUCUCUGUGUCACAGCGGCUCAUUUUAGCCCUGCACCCUCUCUGAACUGUCUCAUUAUUAGCCCAUAACCCUCUCUGCCUCCUGUGUUGUUGAUGAACAGAGACUCGAUGAUGACGCUGACCGUGGCGCUGUCUGCUCUGUACUCUCUGUUCUCAAAGAGACAGAGUGAUUAUUCCCUUCUCUUUUUUUCUAUGAUGCAGUGAGCACUGACUCUGCAUUUUCAGUGUGAACUGGUGACUGCUGACUCAGCGUUUUCAGUGUUAGCCCUGACUCUGCAUUUUCAGCAUGAACUUGUGAGCCCUGACUCUGCAUUUUCAGCAUGAACUUGUGAGCCCUGACUCUGCAUUUUCAGCGUGAACUUGUAAGCGUUGACUCUGCGUUUUCAGCGUGAACUUGUGAGCCCUGAUUCUGCAUUUUCAGCGUGAACUUGUAAGUGCUGACUCAGCAUUUUCAAGGUGAACUUGUAAGUGCUGACUCAGCAUUUUCAAGGUGAACUUGUAAGUGCUGACUCAGUAUUUUCAGGGUGAACUUGUAAAUGCUGACUCAGCAUUUUCAGCGUGAACUUGUGAGCGCCACCUCACACUGUUUCCAGUGUGAAUUGUAUAAACGAUGCUGCACGGUGUGACCACACCCCCAGCUGUGCCUUAACCUCACGCUGUUUUCAGUCCGCCGCUGCGUCGCUGAACAAAGAUGGAGGACACGGUGGCGGAGCAGUUGAACGGGCUGCUGACGCCCACCGUAGACGUAGUUUCAUAGAUGUACAUCCUGGUAUUUUGUAGCAGUUUUUCUUUGUUAUUAAACCAAAUGCUUCUCUCUAUUUAUUAUUAUUUUUAUAAAUCAGCCCUGUGGCAUGCUAUUCUAAUGCCGCUGGACAUGUUACCUUUUUCAUCAUAACUCCAUCGAUGCAUCAAGCUUCCGUCACCGACCAACACGUCAGGAUGUUUAAACCAGAAAAAACGUGAGGCUCCGUCCUCUGCUGCAACAGGAGGGUCCGUCCUGGAUUAUUAGGCCCCUCUCUCUGCAGCAGGGUCAGGCUGACUGUGUGGUUUGAUGCUUCGAUGCUGCAGCUCUUUCUUUGUUUGGGGGUGUAUUUUCUGUAAACACUGUACAUUGAUGUAACUGUAACAUGGAUGGUUAUAUGCAGCUUUAUUUUCAUGGCGUGGGCGUUCAAGUCCCUCACCUGCGAGUCAGAUGGGGGCGUGUACAAACCUACAGACGUUUAAAAGAAACAGAUGUUUUAAUGUCAUUUGUCAAUUGUACAAACAGCUCAAAUUAAAGGUUUAUUAGGAGUUUUUAAA